This is a messenger RNA of Cylicostephanus goldi, 450 nucleotides long. Lineage: Eukaryota; Metazoa; Nematoda; Chromadorea; Rhabditida; Strongylidae. The record is from the annotation of a GenBank genome assembly.
UUAUCAAAUGCGGAACGCGUGCUUGGAGAAUUUGUUGUCAGUCAUCGUAAAGAGGCUGAGAACGCUUUAAUGAAUGGAGAUGUGGAUUGGUGGAAGGACUUGAUUGUGAAACUGGACGUCUCGCCGGGCCACGAUCAACAAAAAAUAUCCGGAUUGGAAUUGGUCAUACAACUUGCAAAAGCCGUUUGUGCUGAGCAAAACCUAGUUAAAGAACUCGAAUCGUGGCCAGUACCGCAGUUUCCAGUCAAAGGAUUGGAUCUCAUGUCAUGUGGCGUGGAUCGCGGACCUAAGAUGAAGCUCACCUUGACAUAUCUGUUUGAAAUUUGGCGGAAGAGUCGCUAUGAGAUGACUAAGGAAGAAUUGCUCAAGCAUGCUCAUGAUGAUGCUAUCCCGAAUCCUCCGGCUCCUAUGAAAAUGACUAAGAAACGUCGCCACGAAGAAGAAGCUUGA